This is a messenger RNA of Branchiostoma floridae (Florida lancelet), 1541 nucleotides long. RefSeq names its product microfibril-associated glycoprotein 4-like. The transcript is spliced from 4 exons. The record is from RefSeq and is a predicted model, not a curated record. Bases 1 to 1155 code for a protein of 384 amino acids. NCBI's taxonomy places the organism in Eukaryota, Metazoa, Chordata, Leptocardii, Amphioxiformes, Branchiostomatidae.
AUGUUGUUCCUCCAUAUGUUUGUGGUGCUCACAGUUCUGCAGUGGUCUGUAGUGACAGGAGAAGGUCGUACAGACCCUUUCAGCCUGGCCCUGUGCAAGGUGUGGGAGGAGUGUGUCAGAACUGUCGCCGUUGACAACUUGGCGCAUCCUGAUGUCGGGACUCCUCAGGCGAUCUGUGGCGACUUUGUGGAAGUUUUAGAGAAGCACGGCGUGGACUGCGAAUCCUCGAACGUACUUGAGGAAAAUACCACUGACGAUGGACUGACUCCUGUUUCAACGGAGCCCCGUCAGAGCGAGCAGGCGGAAAAAGAAUCUCCACCAACAUUUCACGACGAAGAAGAAGGCAAAAGAGACGAAGUACGCGGCUACAAGCAACGACUUCCCGACAACCGUCAUCCAGGCAAAAGGCUGACUCGAACGCACUACCUGCAAGAUUGCUCCCAGCUUUACACUGCUGGCUUCACAACUGACGGGGUGUACGCUAUCAAACCUUUAAAUUAUGAUACCGUGAUCUAUCCUUACUGUGAUCAGACCACAGAUGGGGGAGGGUGGACGGUCAUACAGAGGAGGUUUAACGGGUCCUUGGAAUUCUUCCGCUUUAUGGGUGCGUACCAGGGAGGGUUUGGAUUCACAACAGGUGAACAUUGGUUAGGGUUAGACUUCAUCCAUGCCUUAACAACACAGAACUCGUACGAGUUGUACAUUGAGCUCAAAGACUGGGGCAGAAUUGUAAAAUACGCUAAAUACUCCACCUUCUCAGUGGGUCCGGGGGAUGGUUACGCUCUGACUAUCGGGGGAUUCAGUGGGACGGCUGGGGAUGGGUUCGGAACGGGUCUGUCGACAUCAUCUCGCUAUAACAUCAACGGGACUAAGUUUAGCACCCGUUCGGACGACGAAGACGUGGGCUCAGUCCCUAAAUGGGUAGAAGUGUGUGGCGGUGGGUGGUGGUACAGCUUUGACGGCUGCUAUUGUAACCUGAACGGUCCGUACUUUCGAGAUUUUACUGACAGCCCAUUUUCCGGUUAUAACGGCUAUGGCGUUACGUGGUGGCCGUUCAACUACAAUUCUUACUACUCUCUCAAAGAGACGAAAAUGAUGGUCCGUCCCAGCGACUGGUCCCACCGAUUGAUAAACAGGAAACUGAAGAAGCAUUAGAUACAUGGUGUUCAUUGCUCAUUAAUGCCUUUACAUCAUGUGCAAAGCUGGCAUGGCUUUUUCAGGUGGUUGAACAGCAUUCGCCAACUCUUCACGAAAAAUAAUCAUAAAGUUGCAAAGUUCCUCCAAUCGCUAUAUCUUUUGGUUCUCAUUGAAUCAUUUUUGUCCAUUUGCCUCAGCAAGUACAUUUUAUGAAUGACAUCAGCGCGCUCAUCAAUUUUUUCCUGGCUUAAAAAAAAAUUCCUUCAUGAGAUGCUUUGCAUGAAGAGAAAGUACGAACGUGGUCGUAUGGCAGCACUUACUUGUAGAAGUGACACUAGUAAGGUAACCAUGGUUGUAGUUGUGAAGUAAAACUAGUUGAAUAGUAGCUUAUAGAAGUGACACCU